GCGGCGGCGCAGCGGUAGCGGCAGUGGCAGCGGGGAAGGCGGGGGUGCCUUCAGGUGUCUGCGACCUCGCCACCUCCCGCCCGGAAGUACCCAAGGGUCCGCUAUGGAGCCAGGCGCUCCGUAGCGCAGCGGGCAAGGCAGGUGCCAUGGCCCUGAUCGAAGGGGUGGGUGAUGAGGUGACCAUCCUUUUUGCGGUGCUUGCCUGCCUUCUGGUGCUGGCUCUCGCCUGGGUCUCGACACACACUGCCGAGGGUGCUGAUCCACUGCCCCAGCCGUCAGGGACCCCAACACCGACACAGCCCAGCGAAGCCAUGGCGGUCACCGACAGCAUCAGGGGGGAGGCCCCAGGAGCUGAGACCCCCAGCCUGAGACACAGAGGUCAGGCUGCACAGCCAGAACCUGGCGUGGGGCUCCCAGCAACACCGCCACCUCCAGACUCCCCCCAGGAGCCCCUAGUACUUCGGCUGAAAUUCCUCAACGAUUCAGAGCAGGUGGCCAGGGCCUGGCCCCAUGACACCAUUGGCUCCCUGAAAAGGACCCAAUUUCCUGGCCGGGAACAGCACGUGCGACUCAUCUACCAAGGGCAACUGUUAGGAGACGACACCCAGACCCUGGGCAGCCUUCACCUCCCUCCCAACUGUGUUUUCCACUGCCACGUGUCCACUCGGGUGGCUCCCUCCCAGCCACCGUGCCCGCCGGGGUCAGAGCCAGGCCCCUCCGGGCUGGCAGUAGGCAGCCUGCUGCUGCUGCUGCUGCUGCUGCUCUGGUACUGCCAGAUCCAGUACCGGCCCUUCUUUCCCCUGACCGCCACUCUGGGGCUGGCCGGCUUCACCCUGCUCCUCAGCCUCCUGGCCUUUGCCAUGUACCGCCCGUAGUGCCCCCACGGGCUCUUGGCAGUGUUGCUGGCCCCUCCGGACCUUGCUCCCCACGACACGGUGGGAGCUGCUGUCUGCCCAGGCCUGCCUCUCCGACCUGCCUCUUCCCACUACCCUGGAGCCCAGCCCUGCGCCGCAGAGCACUCCAGGGGCCAGCGGAGGCCCCUCCUUGUGACCUCCACGGCUCUGGGCCGCCCCCCGGGGCAGCUGGCCCUCAGCACCCACUAACAGUUGGCUCCUCUGGGUCAGACAGCUGCUGUCGCUGCCUUGGCCCUGGGCAGAGCCGGGCCACGCCCCUGGGCCCUUCUUAGUGUUCUGCCUGAGAAUCCAGCCACCUCUAGUCCCUGACAGCUCCUUGGGCUGAUUUAGGGACUCAAAGACUGUGAGGGGCUGGAGAAGGGGA
Molecule: messenger RNA, 1278 nt
Organism: Balaenoptera ricei (Rice's whale)
Lineage: Eukaryota; Metazoa; Chordata; Mammalia; Artiodactyla; Balaenopteridae
Gene: TMUB1
Product: transmembrane and ubiquitin like domain containing 1
Exons: 3
Coding region: 147-875 (242 amino acids)
Molecular function (GO): protein binding
Source: RefSeq, a predicted model, not a curated record